Messenger RNA from Trypanosoma grayi, 2946 nucleotides. RefSeq lists its product as hypothetical. The coding region runs from base 1 to 2946 and encodes 981 amino acids. The record is from RefSeq and is a predicted model, not a curated record. The transcript has a single exon. NCBI's taxonomy places the organism in Eukaryota, Euglenozoa, Kinetoplastea, Trypanosomatida, Trypanosomatidae.
AUGCACGCACAGUUGUUACGCGGCGAAGACGCCGAUCUUCACUUCGCGCCAUUGGAAGCUUCAUGUGGUCACACUGCGUCCAAACCCUUACCAACUGAUAAGAAUGCGAGCCCAAAGUGGAACCUCAUAGAUGUUCCAACACAGAGUUCAGAGCCGUCGUCAUUCAACAGCAGCAGCGACGUGUCACUGAAGCCGCAUGUGAUCUCCGGGGAUCUUGGGUGCACCGAUGCAAAGCAAAGUGGAGAUGCUGGUUCGGUGUGGGGACACGCAGAAGAGGCAUCUGCCUCCACGCUAUAUGGAUCAGUACUCUAUAAUGGUGGCCCUGAGACGGAGGAAGAGGUGCGAGGCCCACGCGCCAUGGACGGUGAAGAGAAGGAGGUGCCGAUGUGGCUGCAACAAAAAAAACGUGUGGUACUUCGUGAGAGCAUCUGUCGUGCUGCCUGCGCACAGUGGGACGAGGUGAAGCGUGAAACGACACCUAUUCCUACCGCAACUACCCCGUCCCGCCGGUUGCAGCAGGAGAAAAAGGAGUGCUCUGUCUCACAGUCUCUGUCGGGUGAGGCAGCCUUGCGUGCCACUUCAGUCGCCUCAUCGCGCUCAGCACCGUCAAUAACGACGGUCCCACACCACACAAGCGUCUUUUACCCCGAUGGCAUUGAGGAACAGCCGCCGGUGCUGCUGCACUACCUCGCGCUCAGUGGCUGGCGGACGGUGGCCGGUGGGUGGGACUACUUUAGUCACCGCCGCUUGGAAAAGGGGGAGACGGUCGGGCACGCCGUGCGGUGGCUGCACAGCGCCCGGCCGCGCGACCGUUUCGUGUUUGUGAUCAGCCCUGUUGAGCGCAAGGCGGAGGGCGAGACGGUGGGAAUGUGGGGCGGUCUCCGCGACCGCGUCUUUGGCCCCCCACCGGCCUUUGCGUACAAGAAGGGGAAACUGCUGAAGCAGCCGACCGCCGUUAGCCCGGCGCAGGCACCGCAUGAGUUGUUGUCGCCAUCAGCGCGGCCGCUAUCGCCCGUCGCCAGACGGGGCGGCGGCAAUUUAUCGCGUAGUGGCAGCGGUGUGGAAGUGGUGGAAGUGCGGCACGAAGAUGUUACUGCGCUUGACUACAGUCCGCGUCUGCUGUCGAGUCGCUUUGCAAUUGAGACCAAGGCAGUGUACGCAUACUUCUUUGUCUCGAUGGAGGCGGCGUGUGCGUACUACGACUCGCUGGAAGAUCUGGACCGCAUUGAAGAACAGAUUGAACGAGGGGUGACGAACAUCACGCCCCAGGUGCGGCCAGACCAGACCAUAAAGAGUGGUAGUUCAUGUUCCUUCGCUCUUGAUCACUUGAUUAGCACGGCUGGGCCAGUGGAGACGGAAGCAGCAACAGAAGUGUCGCACCUGGGAAAAAAUGACAGAGAGUCAUCUGCGUCCCCGCAAAAUGAUGCGGCAACGGAAUCACCGGACAAUGUUCUUGGUGCAGACGAGUGGGAUGUGGAGCAGGCGAUGAGGGGGGUGCGUUUCCCUGUCGUAGAGAUCCAGGCACCCCGCUGCAAAUCACCUGAACUCAUGCAGAGACGGAAACAGAAGCUGCAAUCCACAUCUCAUCUCACUAUUUCGCCAGUGGCGCCCUUGCGCCGUGUUGCGCUGGGCGAGACUCCUUUCCUCCGUCACCGCGUCAUGUCGACGCCGACUACUGUGCAUUUUGACACUAUCGUGACAGUCUACUCGGAGGACCCCAACUUCAACGCUGUGUUGCGGGAGCUGCUGAUGCCAGAGCCUGGCACUCACCCCUACACCGCGUCUCUCAGAGAGCAGCGCCGUAUGUUGUCUAUGUAUGAGACGGGAAUGCCGUCAUGGACUGUGUUCCUUGCAUCUACUGGUUUGCCGUACCGCCGUGUGUUUCGGCUAACAUUCGUGGGGCUCGUGAAUAUCUGGCCCGUUAUUUCAUUAUUCGUGGGGCUAUAUGAUCUCUACAAGCACCUGCCACAGAUGAAGGCAUUUGUGUCUACAACGCUAGCACCUCUUCUGGAGUGGGUAGAGCACCGCGUUACGUUGCGUGUGUCGAUGUUGGUAACGUACAUUCUGUCGGUCUGUUUGACAGUGGUCACAUCCUUCACAAGCUUUUUAUCGCAGUUCUAUGUGCUGGAAAUCAUUCUAUUCCCGCUGCGUCUCAUUGGGCGCCUGCUGCAGACACCCUUUGCGCUAGUGUUCGACCUGCUGUGGACGUUCUUCUCCAUCAUCGUAUCGUUCCUGAGCCUUGUGCUGGUGACGAUAAAGAUGCUCUUCGUUGGGCCCUUCUUGCUUGUCACGCACCUCGCCGCGUUGGAUUUCGGUGGCACCACAGUUCUUCCUGCCGCUGCCGAAGGGACAUCGCUUACGAUGAAGUGGUGGCGGGCGUGGCAGGAGUUCUGGGUGACGGUAGCGUCACCUGUGAAGAACUUGGCGAAGGCGUGGUACGACAGUGUUGUACACGUUGCCGUGAGUGCGGCACGUCGUGAGGCCUCCAUCCGACGCUGGUACACACCGAAGCUGCGCUCUGUUGGUGCCUUUGUGGAGUGGGUUCGAGAGUUGUGCGCGGUGAAUCUUACGCUGUGGUGGCAAUUGUGGGGCCCGGGGUGGGAUAUCUGGUUGGUGAACGUUCUGCUAAUCGUCUACUCCGCGUGGGUACUGCUCUACACUAGCGGGGGCAGCUCUGCUAAUGGCGUUGGUACCUCUGCUGCUGCCUCUAUUGGUGGUGUUGCUGGUAGUGACCUCGGUGCGAUGGCGACGGACGAGACAGCGUUGAUGCCGGUUGCCUCGACGGUUGCGGAAGCAGCAACAACAGCAACAGCAGUAGAGCCCUUCAUCGAGGAACGUCUCGGUUUCUCCCUCAUGAUGGUUGAUCCGCCUCUUGGUGGCGACGUUGACGCUCUAUACUUUGCGUGGGAGACGCUGCUGGCGGUGUGGAUACAGCUCCCGUGGUGA